ACUUACAUUUAAGAACAUCAACAGAGCUGAAGUCAGUCUAAAGCCAUCCAGGACCCAGAUUUCACCAUGUCUGCAGUGAAAGUCAUGCUAUGGAUGUGUGCACUUUUUUGUCUGUUUCUCAUUGCCAAAGCUCAAUCUAUCAGAGAUGACAGCAACAACUUUGCAAGACAGAUUGAACUGCAAAGCAUGCGAGUGGACUGCAAGGUUGCAUCUCGUUUUGCUCACACCGUCAUGACCAGCAGAGCCCUGAACACAGCCAAUACUUCGCAGGAAAUCUUCUUUGAGGUGGACUUACCCAAAACGGCCUUCAUAACCAAUUUUAGCAUAGAGAUCGAGAACAGGAUAUAUGUCAGCGAGGUGAAGGAAAAAGAGCAGGCCAGGCAGAAGUAUGAGAGCGCUGUGACAUCCGGUCAGACUGCUGGCCUGGUUAAGGCUUCGGGAAGGCAUAUGGAGAAAUUCUCGGUGUCGGUCAACAUCGCAGCACAAAGCAGUGUCACAUUCACUCUUACUUAUGAAGAGCUGCUGCAGAGGCGCCUCGGCAGCUAUGAGAUCAUGAUAGGUGUCCGACCUAAACAGCUGGUUCAGAACUUUGAGAUUGUGGUAGAUAUCUAUGAACCUAAAGGAAUCGCAUUUGUGGACGUCAACGGAACAUUCAUCACCAAUGAGCUGCUGCCUCUAGUAAAAAAAACAGUCACCGAUAAAAAGGCACACGUGUACUUCUCACCAACACUGGAUCAGCAGAAAAAAUGCUCCAAUUGUGAAGCAACGCUGAUCGAUGGAGAUUUAUUCAUCAAGUAUGAUGUGAACCACGGACAAGAUAUAGGUGAAAUACAGAUAGUAAAUGGCUACUUUGUACACUUUUUUGCCCCCGAUGGUUUACCACAAAUGCCUAAGAAUGUGGUAUUUGUGAUAGACAGAAGUGGCUCCAUGAUGGGAAAGAAGAUGAAACAGACUCGAGAAGCUCUGAUGACAAUAUUAAGUGAACUGCAUGAAGAUGAUUACUUUGGGCUGGUCAUGUUUGAUGACGCUAUAGAGGCAUGGAGACCAUCCCUUAGCAAAGCUACACCUGAAAAUGUGACAGAAGCAAAAGAAUAUGUCCAGACUAUUAAUGCAAGAUCUAUGACUGACAUUAACAAGGGAAUAUUGUACGCGGUGGACAUGCUUACCUCAGAAAAAAGUGAUUCUUUCCCAAACAUGUCCAUGAUAAUCUUACUAACAGAUGGACAACCCAGUUCUGGGGAGCAAGACCUGUCCAAAAUCCAAGAAAAUGUCCGAAAUGCUAUUAAUGGAAGCAUGAGUCUCUUUUGCUUGGGUUUUGGCUAUGAUCUGGACUACAUUCUGCUUGAUACGCUGGCUAAGCAGAAUGAUGGACUUGCUCGAAGAGUCUACGAGGCCUCAGAUGCUGCGCUUCAACUACAGGGUUUUUAUGAAGAAGUGGCUACUCCACUUCUCAUAGAGGUGAAUCUCAAUUACCCUGACCACGCUGUAACAGACGUGACACAAAGCCACUUUAGACAAUUCUUCAAGGGCUCUGAGAUAGUGGUAGCUGGACGCCUACAAGAACUGGAGAUCGAUACAUUUCCGACUGAAGUAUCUGCAAAUGGGUUGGAAGACCAGUUUGUGAUGCAGGGUGUAGCGAUUGCUGAAGAGUGGGACAGUGUGUUCCCGGAGCAGGAGUACAUCUUUGGAGAUUUCAUUGAGCGACUGUGGGCAUAUUUGACUAUUCAGCAACUCCUGGAUAAAAGAGAGAAAUGUUCUCCAGAAGACAAGGAGAACACCACAGCUGAAGCUCUGAGCCUUUCGUUAAGGUAUAACUUCGUCACACCGCUGACUUCCAUGGUGGUCACCAAACCACAAGCUGAAGAUGAAGAAACACUCGUCGCCGACAAGCUGACUGAAGAGCAGCGUGAGGACAUAACACAAGUUGGCAUGAAUGUAGGAGCUCCACCUCAGCUGACUGGCACUUCUCAACAUCUCAGACAAUAUUUUCAAAGGCCACUUUUAGGUGGCACUGCUUCCAAAAGAAUGUUGACUCCUUCAUAUUUAGUUGAUGGAGAUCCACAUUUCAUCAUUGAGCUGCCAGAUCAGAACGAUGCUCUGUGCUUCAACAUCGAUGACAAACCUGGUACCAUCUUCAACCUGGUUAGAGACCCGCUUACAGGCAUCAUGGUGAACGGCCAGAUCAUCGGAGAUAAGAAGAUCAUCCCAGGGAGCAAGUUGCACACUUAUUUUGACCGCUUUGGGAUUGCUGAUGAGAAAUUGGGUAUCAGACUGAUGGUGAGCACAAAGGAGAUUUGGCUGUCUGAAGGAGGAAAACAGACUAAAUUCUCCUGGACGAACAAGAGGACAAUAAAAAGACUCAAUAUGGACCUGCAGGUGAUCAAAGAUCGAAGUUUAACAGUGACCCUAAGGAACUCAGUCAAGUUUCUUAUUAUCCUGCACAAAAUAUGGCAGCAACAUCCAUAUCAUCAAGACUACCUUGGGUUUUACACCUUGGACAGUCACCAACUUUCACACGAUGUCCAUGGCCUUCUUGGUCAAUUCUACCAGGGUGUAAACUUUGAGGUCAGUGACUUAUUUCCAGGAAAGGACGCUGAUAAACAAGAUGCCGUUAUGUUUGUGAAAAGAAACAAGCUCACAGUUACCAGGGGCUGGAAGAGAGACUUCAGACAGGAUGUAAAGAAUGGAGACGACGUGCCCUGCUGGUUCAUUCACAAUAAUGGCACUGGACUCAUUGAUGGAGUUCACACGGACUACAUCGUCUCUGGACUCUUCAAGACAAUAUAAACAACAUCUGUUACUUAACUGACCUUUGCACAAUAGAGUAAUUAAGUCUUAGCUUUUAUGUAGUCUUAAGUAUGUAAUAUGUGAUGGUUGUUGUUUGGAUGUAUUGCAGUAUCUGACAAAGCUCUAUUACAAAGCUGUUUAUGAUAGUAUUUCAACCCAUUCAGUAGCUACGAAAUAAACCCCCUAUACAAACA
Danio aesculapii is the source of this 2981-nucleotide messenger RNA. It is a transcript of the gene itih3a.2, whose product is annotated as inter-alpha-trypsin inhibitor heavy chain 3a, tandem duplicate 2. Gene Ontology annotation, molecular function: serine-type endopeptidase inhibitor activity. The record is from RefSeq and is a predicted model, not a curated record. Gene Ontology annotation, biological process: hyaluronan metabolic process. The transcript has 22 exons. The coding region runs from base 67 to 2787 and encodes 906 amino acids. NCBI's taxonomy places the organism in Eukaryota, Metazoa, Chordata, Actinopteri, Cypriniformes, Danionidae.